GACGGAGCUGAAGUCAAAUUUCAACCCUGUUCGGUCGGCACAAGGAACGCUGGUGGAGCGCUCCAACUUGGAGGAGGAGAAAGAACAGAGAACGUGGAGAUAACAGGGUUUAAUCUGUGGAAUAGAAUACUCACGGAAUCAGAGAUUGCCGAGGAAGCUAAUAAGUGUGAUGGAGGCAUGGGUGGUCCAAUUGUGAAAUGGAGAGAGUUCUAUAAGAAGUCACUUAGGAGGAAUUUUAUAAGAGAGUUGUCUCAGUGUGUAGUUUCUGGAGGUAAAUAUCUCAGCGCCUUUGACUUUGACUGAACGUGUGAAGCUCUUAAAAACUAUUGGAUCACUCGUCCCUCUUAAAUUGGUUAAAUUCCAACAUGUUACCAUGGACGUUACCAAGGCCAUUGUGAUACAUGUUUAUGUAUUCAGUUCAAUUAAUUGUAGGACACUUUACUCUCACAGCAGCCGUUACCUGGGAGUAUCUGUGAGUACCAGUGCAAGGACGCUUCCUUGGGCUGCGACUGCACUGCCGUGCAGUGAUGGGAGAGUAGUCUUUUAGGACUAACACAAGUAGUAUUUAUAUAACUUACAGCCAAAGCUCAGCAAAGUUCUCUAAGGCACGGCAUUCACGGAAAGCAGCUUCUUUAUAAAGUAUAGUUCUCAUAGUUAUAGCUUAAUCCUUUCGCAAAUAGCUGUUGAUGGUGGCUACACUGGAUGGUCAGUGGUUUCUGAGUGCACUGCCACAUGUGGUGGAGGUACCAAGACUCUCGUCAGGACCUGCAACAAUCCUCCCCCAGCGAGGGGUGGGAAGGACUGUAAACACCUUGGGGCAACCAGGGAGACACAGGAGUGCAAUACACAACCUUGCCGUAUGUUCUAUUAUACAUACAUUCAUGAUUUCUACCUUUCUCUCUAUUCAGUAACUAACGUGAUUUCAAAUAUCUUUUAGUUUUUCUAUACACCCACAGCUACAACCGCGCCAUACGUUUUAUUCUCUAUUCAACAUAUACCUUUUUUACACGCAUGAUUUCAUAUUGUUUUUAACUUGAUGAGUUGGUUUCAAUUCUCCUUUCCAUAUCCACAACCAGUAAUAUCAAUAAUAACCAAGGUUAUUUCAAUCAAAGUUUUUUCAGACCCACUGCACAUCAUAGUUGAGGCUAUAAACAAAAAUUUUGGAUGGGGACUAUACUGAAUGGCUUUCAUUAAAAAAGUUUUACCUGAGAUAAUUUCAGCGUUCAAUAUUUUGCGUGACGUACGGUCAGUGCUCGUUGACUACGGAAAAAAUACUCAGCCUAUCCCCUUCCAACGGUCUACUGUAAUUUACUCACUAACUUCAAACCCGUUUUCCGCUUUUUCAACUAGCUCGUCCGUUAUCCCCGUCUUUUGACGUCCGAAUCGUCUAUGGUGGUAUUGAGAGGAAUCAGCUGAAGAUAAGACCGGACGAUGUCUCUCCUGACGUGACGCAGCUGACAAUGUGCAUGUGGCUGAAGCUUCAAACUACAGGGGAUUGGAAAAAUGACGUUAAUAACAUGGAUUUAGCAGCAUACCGUACAUAUAGUAGGGAUGUUAUUUACGUCAAACUCUAUGGCGAACGUAAAGGCGGCAUGCGUUUGUACGUUUUCAUGCUCACAUUGCAUGCUUCAUCGACAUUUUGGUAAGCAUGUCUCUAAGUCAUGUCUCCCUAGCAAUACGAAUAAUCAAGUAUGUUGCAUUUGUUUAUUAUUGCAAUUGAAGUGAAAAGCGAGGCCAUUAGCUAUAAAACUGACUACGACCAUCCUACCAUUGCUAAAGUAUAAAAGACAAAACCAUUGCUUGACACUUAUUCCUGUGUCUUUACGAAGCCAGUUUAAGACUGAGCAACCAGAGCACCGUAAGACAGUUAAGCUAGCAAACAGAUAUUUCGACAAGCACUACGUGUCGAUAUUGUGUGCACCUAUUUUAUUGUUGCUAGGUAACACUAUAACAUGCGCAGAGCGAGGACAACCGUGUGCUUAGCCAAAUGACUAACUUUGUACAUCUCGAUUUGUUGUUGUUUUAAAAUAAACUUAGUUGAGAUUUCAAGACACACUAUUUGAGUCACCCUGCUUCGGGUUGGAUGAGUGUUAGCUCUAAAUUGAGUAUACAGAGUUUCUUGUACAAUUUCACUUUUUAAUUUGGCACAUGUGGAGACUGAAACGUUACGCAGUAAAGUGUUUCUCUGGUGAAUUUGUCUUUGCCCGAGCAAAUCAGCAUAUGUCUUUUGAUUAACCUUUUAUUUUUUUCCCAUUCCUUUUCCUGACAGCUAUACGAAGGGUACAGUCAAAGAGCUCGAUGAUCAUCAUUGGCAUCAUGUUUGUAUGGCCUGGGAUGGAAACGCACGAACAAUUAAAUACUUCAAAGAUGGCAACUCGAUUCCGUCAGACGAUGAUUGUCAAGCACAGGAUAAAUUAAAAGGAAAUCCAAAAUACCUAACUGUAGGGUAUAGUAGGAGAAAACUUGGCGAUGAGGUACGUUUAACUGGUUUUAACCUGUGGGACAGAGUCCUAACUAAUAAAGAAGUACUCGACAACGCCAGGUCGUGCCAAGAAGUUUUGGGUCAUCCUGUGGCACAAUGGAAUGAUUUCUACAACGCAGCUCAAACUAACGCUAAAGAGCAUAUUGUUGAGCCAUCAGAAUGCAACGUGGAUGGUUAAUUUGUAUUGACUACCGAAUUAAAGUAAUUUGCAAUCUAUUGAAAUUUUGCUUGCUUAUUCUUUUUCUGGUUGCAAUAAACGUCCAAACAUUGUUUGUUCCAUUUUGCCACCUCCUCCUUCUUUUUAAAACUUUCGCCUAGGAAAUUAUUAUCAAAAUUUUUUCCUCUAAUCGUUGACCCCAAACGAAUCACAUCUACAGUUCAUGCAAAACAAGCCAGUUAGUAUGUGUAAUGAAAUGGUGACUAAAGAGAUGAGGGGACUUAUCCUACCCGUGUCUAGGGGUUUCAGUAUAAGUCUGUGACCGGGAGUCUACACCUCUUACCGUCGUCUGUUUAGCUUACGAGCAGGGACUCGUGUGGUUAUUACCUUACGGUCCCUCUACGAAGCAUGGCCGCCGGCAGUCGCUUAUGGAAAAGUUAUUGGAAACCCGACGUGUCUAUUCUUGUUUUGCGAGGGAGGUUACAUAUCCCUUAAUUUUACGAGCUCGUCAUUGGACACCCUAUUGAAUCUAAUAGGGUGAGUGGGGUUUUUGUCUAUUUCAUAUGGGGAAGUUUCAGUACCCCAGUCACUUAAAAACUUAACAUAAGUUUCAAGAAUCGCUUUUAGAAGGCCCUUCACAAUUUGACUUGAUUUCUAUGAAGUGUUUCAAAAUUGAGUCAAUUGUCAAAUCCGUUCUGCACAUUUGGUCAUUUUCUCGAAGUUAAAGGUAUAAAUAUCUUAAAUUUCUACAGUAGUUUAAUGUUUUAUGUAGCGUUUCCUAAUGCAGCGACUUCUUCUGACAAACUUAGAAACCUGUACGCUAUUUGACACUUUCAAUAAAUAUCCAUAAUUUUACCAAGAACUUUUUUUCUAAUUCAGGCUGAUGUUACUUGAUUGUUGUCUCCUUAGAAUGGUAUAAUUUGUUCUUGUCCAGUAAUACACUCUUAUAAGACCAUUGGAGUUUGUUUUCGUUACUAUUGGCAACUUUGUUCUGAAGCGUUAAUGUUUUUGUUUACUUUGAACUACGUGAUGACGGAUAUUUUCUUUCUAUGGGACCAGUAAAUGAUUUUGAUAUGUUAGACCAGCACUGCCAAAAAUUGAAUUGUGAAAGCAGCACUCUGUUACAAAAUAUGUAACAUUAUGAGCACGGUAAUAUUAAUUAAUUGGAACUGAAUUUCUUGCCCCGGUAUAAACCAAACAGAUCACCUAGUUUAAAUGCACAAUCGGUAGAAAUGCGAGGGAGCUUUACGUGGGAAAAUUAAACAAAUACUAAUCUUGAUCACUCGGAUCUCCUUGUGGUCUGUUUAGUAGUUCGAAUUAAUAUUCUACACUGUCGAUCCCCACUCUCUGGUGAUGGAAAUGCCACCUAAAAUCAUCAAAUGUUACGGGAAGAACGAAUCGUAAAGAGAAUGAAACAGCUAUCAUUUCACCUAAUAAAAAAACUAACAUAUUCCAAUAGAAAAGAAUCACUCUAUUUUGAUACAGUUUUAAAAAACUCUCUGUCGCUCCCUCUCCUGAUACUGAGAAGUCUAAAUGAGAUUUGUAAAUCAAUUCCAGGAAAACAGUGUUGUUUUUCUGUCUUUUUUUGACAAUAUAUCGUUGUUGUGUGACUGUUUCUUCGAUUUCCCUUUCUGUCUUUUAGCAAGACGCCGGUAAAGGUUAAUUAAAAUCUAGAGACAAAAAAAACCCCAUAUAACCCUGCUGAUAAAUAAAAUUUUUCGCUUCACAAAAUCUUACCCUAGUAAGUGUCGAAGGUUUUAGACCACCUUACGAAGACUGUUUACAUUUACAGGUCUGUCAAAUAACGUUACAUUCUGUGAUAAAUAACUCAUGAAUUCACCAAAGGCUUGCUUAUUUUACAGUCAGUGUUAAGCCAAAGCGCUGGGUAAGUUCGCUUCAUCAAGCAAAAGGUAAUAUAGCGAACGAAUGUGAAGAACCAAACUGCUGUCAAGCCCUGAUACAAGGCACUGUUCGAAAAUUGGAAAAAAAAUUUUUGGCCAGUUUAAAGGCACUUUUUUUCAAUUAGGGCAGAGGCAACCGUUGAAAAGAAAACUGUAAAUUGGGCUCGAACAAAGCUUACCAUGAUUGUUUACUACAACAAACUUGUGAAGCGAGCCUUACUUGUUAUUGCCAAUUGAACCGCUAAUAAUAAUCAACUCGUAAUAACUUUUUAAAAUUGACAAAAGUACAAGACAGUUUCAAAGAUCACAAAAGCCCUCAUAUAAAUAAUAAUCUUUGAUUUGAACAUUUACGGACUUAGCUGCAUUUGUUCAUGUUCACGUUACCUUUUUGGUGGACACCUCCCUCUAAAGCUUAUGACCAGGUUCGAGGUAAGAAGCCAGAUUGUCAUUUUUUGUUUAUUUCUCUCACAGAACAAUGGGAAAUCUCUACCUGGUCAUCGCACUUUUUCUAGUCCUUCCAGAUCCGGCAUGUAAGUGUGAUUAUUUUAUAUCAGUACCGUGUUCUUACUCCAACAGCUUCCUCUUUUCUUAUCGCCUCGAGUGCGAGCGUCUCAUAACGGAAUAAUGAAAGGCAAAGUCGGCCCUAGCGGAGUAUCUUUCGCAGGACAGAGGUGCCAGAAAGAGAAUUACCGAAUACGCGCCUCUAACAAUAGAAAAAGAGUGAGAAGUACUGCCUACCACGUAUUCAAGGGAUCUAAUGGUCGAGCAAAUUGCUCAAAUGAGAAGGGAGUGAAAUGUGCUCCCCCAGCUAAUGUGUUACUUUGUUCUCUCCUAUGUGAUAACAAUAUAGCUCAGGGAUGCAGUGUUUAACUUUAGGCAUAUGAGAGUGAGUUUAAUUUCUAUCGAAGAAAAGCAGAAAGAGUACAUUCUAGUCAGAGUUGGUGUUAGUAAAGGUUUGUAUUCCCCUUAAACUACAGGCCCUAUUUACAGUAAAAUAGUUCUGAAAGCUUGGGUCUCCAUAAAAUAUCUUCAGAGUUAGAAUAUAGUAACCAAUACUACUUUCUUUCUAGAGUGACGUUAAAUGAUUUUCAGCUCACAUAAAAUGUAACUUACCUUUUCGAAUGAAAGAAAACGAGAGUUUCUGGGUAAACAAGCAUUCAGUUUAUCAUUUUUUCUAGCUUUCAGUUCGUACGAAAAUCUACUAAUUAUUAGUAGUGUUCCAUACUUGAGAAGAAAUACGUGCGAUCGAACACGUGAGUAAAACACUUUGCUUAUUUCUUCACUUUAGUAAGUAGACGAAUUAUGUCUUACUCCGUAUAUCAUCAAUUUACCCUAUACUUUACUUACUUCCAACAUAAAUUGACCAACAUUCAUCUAACAUUUGUUUUGAAUGUUGGUUAUAGAUUACCCAGCAUUUUUUCGGGAUAAAAUGAUAAAAUGUAUAGAAGGAAAUAAGUUGAUUCCUUCCAAAUUUUAUUUCAGAGCUAGCGGUAUUGCUUAGAAAUUAUUGCCACCCUCAUUUUAUUACGUGCUUGGCACUAGUUCUUCUAAUGUCAACAUGGAUAGCCAAGUGUCGACAAAUACACCGCUUCACUGUGCAAUUCACUGAACGGUGCAGUGUACAACCCGCCAGGCACGCAGUGAACUUAUGACUUUCGUAUUCUUGUGCAAUCAUCUUUGGAAAAAAAUGUGCUUUAUUUUUCAUAAAAGGAUUUGUACUAAUUUACAUUUUAAUCCUUCGGACACUAACACCUGAUCAAUAUCAUUUUGUUUUUAUAUCUUUUUAGCGAGGGAGCUUUUUGAUAUCUUAAUUAAGCCAACAUUGGCCAUAAACUCAUUUUCUGUGGAGGACAUUCCAGACAUAUCAGAAAUGACCAUCUGUUUGUGGCUUAAGAUUGGAGCGGGAUGGAGCAGCAGUUCAAACAAAAGAAUGUACCUUGUCUCCUAUGACGUGGAUGCUCCGAAUACGUUAAAAACAAACAGCUUCUUUCUAGGCCUCGACGACAGCAAACAUCUAGUCUUUGGAAUUGGAACUGAGGCACAGCCGUGGUAAGUAAUAAAUAAGCUGAUAUCGUUAUCAGGCUGGACAACGCUUAAUUACAGAAUGCACAACAGCGGUGACAGAUGAUUUCAGACGAUAGAUGCAAAGUUUCAAACUUCACGGGGUUAUACCGAUGGGAAUAGUCAUAAAAUUGCUAACACUAUUCACCAGUAGUGACAUACACUUUACAGAUAGGACUUUAAGCCAAAGGUUACAAAACUGUGCUCUGUUGUUUUUUCCAAUGCUUAAUCACAUUUAGCACGCUUAUUUGCACGAGUGGUUUUCAAAGCCUAACAUUCAUGUUUGUAUAGUACAGAUGCAUUAUGUGGUUUGCAUCAUCGUGGGGCUAACAUUAUUAGGGACCUACAUGGAUUGCAAACAUCUCACGUGAUACAAAAUGUAAUUAAAUAAGUUAUCUGACUCUCUGUUCCUUAGUACUUUCGACGCUACUAAUCUGAUGGAUGACCAAUGGCAUCAUAUCUGCAUCUUAUGGGACGGCGCCGCAGAUUCAGGAUACACAAGUUACUACAGGGACGGAGCUGAAGUCAAAUUUCAACCCUGUUCUGUCGGCACAAGGAACGCUGGAGGGGCGCUUCAAAUUGGAGGAGGAGGAAGAACAGAAAAUGUUGGCAUAACAGGCUUUAAUCUGUGGAAUAGAAUACUCACUGAAUCAGAGAUUGUUGAGGAAGCUAAUACCUGUGACGGAGGCAUGGGUGGUCCCACUGUGAAGUGGAGGGAGUUCUACAAGAAGUCACUGAGAAGGAAUUUUAUAAGAGAGUUGUCUCAAUGUGUAGUUUCUGGAGGUAAAUAUCUCAGCGCAUUUAAACACAUAAAUUUAGCUUUGACUAAAAGUUCUUAGCAAUUAAAAAAUAAUGGGUACUCCCACUCAACAAGACUUCGUAGGACACUUUACACUCAGAGCAGCUCCCAUCUGGGAGUAUCAAUAAGUAAUGGCCACAAGGACACUUCUUCUUUCCGAUUGACUAGCUUCCUUCUUCAACAUUACAGAAAAUGGGCUAAUAUCUGUAGUAAUGGGCAAGAAGGCUCCUUGGACUAAUAGGAUUGAUAACUAUUUUACUUACAGCUAUUGAUGGGGGCUACACUGGCUGGUCAGCAGUUUCUCAGUGCAGUGUCACAUGUGGUGGAGGAAUCAAGGCUCUUGCCAGGACCUGCAACAAUCCCCCGCCAGCCAGGGGUGGGAAGGACUGUAAACACCUUGGGGCAGCCAGGAAUACACAAGAGUGCAAUACACAACCGUGCCGUACGUUCGAAUUAUUAUAG
This is a messenger RNA of Pocillopora meandrina, 7862 nucleotides long. The record is from the annotation of a GenBank genome assembly. NCBI's taxonomy places the organism in Eukaryota, Metazoa, Cnidaria, Anthozoa, Scleractinia, Pocilloporidae.